Danio aesculapii is the source of this 1509-nucleotide messenger RNA. RefSeq names its product teleost multiple tissue opsin 3b (gene tmtops3b). Lineage: Eukaryota; Metazoa; Chordata; Actinopteri; Cypriniformes; Danionidae. The record is from RefSeq and is a predicted model, not a curated record. The transcript has 4 exons. Gene Ontology annotation, molecular function: G protein-coupled receptor activity. Bases 1 to 1140 code for a protein of 379 amino acids. Gene Ontology annotation, biological process: G protein-coupled receptor signaling pathway; visual perception. Gene Ontology annotation, cellular component: photoreceptor outer segment; membrane.
AUGUUCACUGUCCGCUUCCUCCGGGACUCCUCGGUGAACGACAGCCUGCUGGACUCUCUCUCUCCCGCCGAUCAGAAUGGAUUCAGCCGCGCGGGAUACACUGUGGUCGCGGUGGUUUUGGGAACAAUCUUCGUUUUCGGUUUCCUCAGUAACUUUGUCGUUCUUUUGGUGUUCGCUCGUUUUCAUGUACUGAGGACCCCGAUUAACUUAAUACUGUUGAACAUCAUUGUGAGCGAUAUGCUGGUUUGUCUGUUCGGUACACCUUUAAGUUUCGCCGCGUCCGUUCACGGCCGGUGGCUGACGGGAGUUCACGGAUGCAGGUGGUACGGUUUUGCCAACGCGCUGUUCGGUAUUGUUUCACUGGUAUCCCUUGCUGUGCUGUCAUACGAGCGUUACAGUACCAUCCUCUGCUGCUCCAAAGCAGAUGCAUCUGACUAUAGGAAGGCUUGGCUUUUCAUCACAGGUUGCUGGCUGUACUCUCUGCUGUGGACAGUACCACCGCUCUUGGGCUGGAGCAGCUACGGUCCCGAGGGUCCCGGCACCACCUGUUCAGUCCAGUGGAACCAGCGCUCUCCGGAAACCCGGUCUUACGUCAUCUGCCUCUUUGUAUUCUGUCUUCUGUUGCCUCUCCUUCUGAUGGUCUACUGCUACGGCAAGAUCCUCAUUGCCAUUCAUGGGGUUGCUAAGAUCAAUCAGACAGCUGCACAGCGGAGGGAAACACACGUGCUGGUGAUGGUGGUCUCCAUGGUGUCCUGUUACCUGCUCUGCUGGAUGCCGUACGGGGUCAUGGCAUUGCUCGGCACAUUCAGCGCUGGCAUUACCAGCCCCACAGCCAGCAUCGUGUCAUCCUUACUUGCAAAGAGUAGCACCGUUCUGAACCCCAUCAUCUAUGUAUUGUUCAAUAAUCAGUUUUACAGGUGCUUUAUAGCAUUACUAAGAAGCGGAGCAGAACCUCCAGUUCAUCUCACACUUCACACAGAGGAAGGUGCUGCUCAACAACACUGCAUCCCUAUGGGAUUAUAUGCUGCUACCUCUCCACCUGAGAGCCCAAGCCAGAUAGACACCCCCCAAAUGACCCAGAAUUCUUCACUACAAAGAGGUAACAAGACUUUGGUGCUUGUGGUGCACUGUACUCCAUAAAAACACUCGAUAUGGAAGUUUAGUCCAUGCUAAACCAUAUGAGGAUACAGAAACGUGCCAUAUACUUGUUUUUAAGGAGGAUAUUGUAACACUAUAUAUUUUGUCUCACAGUUUUCUGCUUUAUAUGUGCUGUGUAGGUAUUAUUAUUUUUAUUUUGACUAUUUAAAUUUGUUUCAGAGUUUGCAUGUAAUAAUUGCCACCAGGUGUCAGUGUUUGUUCAACUUAAAACAAUGUGACCUGAGCUGUAGUGUCUGUAGUGUUUACAUCAAUUUAAUAACAUAAUUGUCUUAGGAUGCAUCAGUCAAACUACAUCUUAGUCUUUCGAAAAUAUAUGAUGAGAAUUGGUAGCAUAUUCAAUACAUUGGUUGC